Molecule: messenger RNA, 1323 nt
Organism: Caenorhabditis remanei
Lineage: Eukaryota; Metazoa; Nematoda; Chromadorea; Rhabditida; Rhabditidae
Exons: 7
Coding region: 1-1323 (440 amino acids)
Source: RefSeq, a predicted model, not a curated record
AUGCGACUAGAUUUUGACACAUUCGGUUGUUUGUACCUUUUUGCAAUUCCUUUCGUAGUACAACCGUUUCUUUCGUGUUGGUUGACUCCUUAUGUUAAUGAUGAUGAAGUGAAUGGAUACGUUGACGAGAGAUUUAGGACAGUUUUAGAUGCGUUUCGAAGAAAUUUCGGACAAGGAGAGGAACGAGAAGGUGCUGCGUUUGCUGUUUACUACAAAGGAAACGAAGUAGUCAACUUAUGGGGAGGAUAUGCGGAUAAGGAAUCUAGGAGGAAGUGGACAGAAAAUACAAAAACUGUCAUGUUUUCUGCAUCAAAAGCGAUCAGUUCCAUUGUGAUUGCUGUAAUGGUAGACCGUGGGCUACUAAACUACGAGGAUCGUGUAGUUGACUAUUGGCCAGAAUACGGACGAUACGGAAAGAAUGCAACAACUGUUGAAGAUGUUCUCAGUCACAAAGCCGGACUCCCUUAUCUCAGUGACACAGUUUCUAUUGAAGAUGUCAAAAAUGGGUGGGAAAUAAUGAAGAAAGUUGAGAACUCCGUGCCUGCUUGGACACCUGGAACUGCAUCUGGUUAUCACGCUGUUACUUUCGGUUUUAUUUUAGACGGAUUAGUGAGGAAAGCAGAUCCACGGGGAAGAGAUAUCAAAACAUUCUUCGAAGAAGAAAUUGCGGAACCUUAUGAUCUCGACAUUCAAAUUGGCGCCAAAAAAUCGGAAGCUCCGUAUCUUGCUCGUCUAACUACGCCAUCUCUUUGGGAAUUCACGAGAGACAUCAUUAAGGACCCAAAAAUUCUGAUUAUGUUAGGACUGAUGUACGUGAGAUUCGACACUGUGGUGGACAAGAUGAGAUCGAAUCCUGAUUGGUUGCUGGUUAACUACGACACAAUGGUACUCAAUGAUCCAGAAAUUGUAUCUCUGAACCUGCCAGCUGUGACAGCUGUAGCUAAUGUACGAGAUGUCUCAAGGUUAUUAUCAAUGAUUGUAGAGAAGGAAAUAAUCUCCAACACAACAGUUCGAGAAUUAUCAAAACCUACUCUAAACAGUUGGCAUUUUGAGAAAGUUACAAUUUGGCCAGUCAUUAAAGGACAUGGAUUCUUCUAUGAGAAGCAUCCUCUAGUACCGGGCGCAUUCACUUUCGGACACCCGGGUUAUGGAGGACAAUUUGUUCACAUGGACACUGAAUCUCAAAUUGCUAUUACCUACCUUUCAAACGGAUUAAAAACUGGAACGGGAGAGUUGUGUGGUACCUACAUGAGACUAUUCAAUGAGGUGUAUAAUAGUGUGAGGAAGAUUCAGAACGAGGAGAACGGAUCAAUAAUGUUUUGA